AUGCUCUAUCUUGUGGGUCUCGGCCUGGCCGAUGAGAAGGACAUCACAGUCAAGGGCCUUGAAAUUGUUAAGAAGGCCGAACGCGUCUACCUUGAGGCAUACACGGCUAUCCUUCUUGUGGAGAAAGAACAAUUGGAAGCCUUCUAUGGCCGUCCCGUCAUAAUCGCCGACCGCGAAAUGGUCGAAUCCUCCAGCGACGAAAUCCUCGCCGGCGCAGACAAAACCGACGUCGCAUUCCUCGUUGUCGGCGAUCCAUUCGGCGCAACAACCCACACCGACCUCGUCCUCCGCGCGCGCUCCCUCUCCGUCCCUACGCGCUCCAUCCCCAACGCCUCCAUCCUCACCUCCAUCGGCACUACUGGGCUCCAACUCUACAACUUCGGCCAAACCGUCUCCAUGGUCUUCUUUCUCGAAACUUGGCGCCCGGCCUCCUUCUACGACCGCAUCGCCGAGAACGUCUCCAUAGGCCUACACACCCUCGUCCUCCUCGACAUUAAGGUCAAAGAGCAGUCGCUGGAGAACAUGGCGCGGGGCCGAUUGAUCUAUGAGCCCCCGCGGUUCAUGACGGUAGCGCAGUGCGCGGCGCAGAUGCUGGAGAUUGAGGAGGAGGUCAAGAAGGAGGGGGUGUAUACGCGGGAGUCGCUGGCGGUUGGUGUAGCCAGGGUGGGCGCGGUGGACGAGAAGAUUGUCGCUGGCACGCUUGGAGAGCUAUGUGAUGCUGAUUUGGGUCGGCCGUUGCAUAGUCUGGUGUUGCUAGGGAGGAGGACGCAUGAUCUGGAGAGGGAGUUUCUGGAGGAGUUUGCGGUGGAUAAAGAGAAGUUUGCGAGCGUGUGGAAGAGGGACUAUGAAGGUAAGCAGUAG
Mytilinidion resinicola is the source of this 861-nucleotide messenger RNA. RefSeq names its product diphthine synthase-like protein. The transcript is spliced from 3 exons. The record is from RefSeq and is a predicted model, not a curated record. Bases 1 to 861 code for a protein of 286 amino acids. Gene Ontology annotation, molecular function: diphthine synthase activity. Gene Ontology annotation, biological process: protein histidyl modification to diphthamide. NCBI's taxonomy places the organism in Eukaryota, Fungi, Ascomycota, Dothideomycetes, Mytilinidiales, Mytilinidiaceae.